UUAGGAUACGGGAUGCCAAGUCUAAAAUCUUAAAUGGAUUCUAGUUCUGGAUGUGAGGCCUCGGCAAAGAAAGAUUCCGCAUGGAAGUAUGCACAUUUGGAGGAUCAGAAAAAUAGAAAUAAUUUGACUUGCAAUUUUUGUGGUAAAGUCACAAGGGGAGGAAUAUUUCGGGAAAAACAACACAUUGUCGGAGGAUUUUGAAAUGUGAAAGAAUGCUCUAAGUGCCCUACUCAUGUACGUGAGGAGAUUAAAGAGUAUAUGUUGAAGAAAGAUAUGGAAAAGGAGGAAAAUGAGUUAUUGCCCAACUUUGAUGAUAUAGAUCAUUACGGUGAAGAUGAAGAAGAUGAAGUUCAACAAAUUGACAUUCGUGGCAAGAGAGUGCUUACUGGUGAUGAAAGUAAAAGAUCAUACCAAUCCAACUUAAAGAAACCAAAACAGAAGGGGCCUAUAGACUUGUUUUUUACUCCUAAACCAAAGAAAGUGGUUCAAGCUAGGAAAGAAGGGAAGAUGAAGCAAACAUCAAUAAAUGAGGCGUGCAAGAAAGAACUAAGAAAAAAGGCAAUGGGAGAUUUUGCUAGGUGGAUGUAUGAUGCUGGAAUACCAUUUAAUGCUGUACGUCUGAGCAGCUUUGCAGUGGCACUUGAAUCGAUUGGACAAUAUGGUCCUGGAAUAAAACCACUUAGCUAUCAUGAAGUGAGAGUUCCUUAUCUAAAGGAGGAAGUUAGUCGAAUGAAAGAGUUGUUGAAGGUCCAUAAGGAGGAAUGGGCAAAAUAUGGCUGCUCAAUUAUGUCUGAUGGUUGGAGAGAUUCGGUUGCUAAUAAGGACAUAAUAAACUUCUUAAUGAACUCUCCAAGGGGAUCAGUAUUCAUCAAGUCUAUUGUUGCUUCUAAUCUUGUCAAGAAUGCAGAUAGAAUGUACAGAUUACUUGAUGAGAUGGUAGAGGAAAUUGGAGAAUCAAAUGUGAUUCAAGUGGUCACUGACAAUGCGUCAAACUAUGUUGCAGCAGGGAGAUUGUUGGAAGCAAAGAGGCCAUAUUUAUAUUGGACACCGUGUGCUGCUCAUUGCAUUGAUUUAAUUUUGGAGGAUAUUGGGAAGAUGCCUUCAAUUUAUGCAACUUUGAAAAGGGCAAUUUUUUUGAAUGGCUAUAUCUAUAACCGUGUUGGCAUUGUGAACUUGAUGAGACAGUUCACUGGAGGAAAGGAGUUACUAAGACCUGCAGUUACAAGAUUUGCAACUGCCUUCAUCACCCUUCGUUCAAUCCACCUUCAAAAGAACAACUCGAGGAAGAUGUUUACCUCUGAAGAUUGGAAUACUACUAAAUGGGCAAAGGAGGCAGCUGGCAAAAGAGUAGCUACUAUUGUUUUGAUGCCUACUUUUUGGAGUACCAUUGUCUAUGCUCUUAAGUUAACAGGUCCACUUGUUCGUGUACUCCGUUUGGUUGAUGGGGAAAAGAAACUUGCAAUGGGAUACAUUUAUGAAGCAAUGGAUAGGGCUAAGGAAGCCAUAGCUAAGACUUUUGGUGAGAGGGAUAAAUUCAAGGAGGCAUUUGAAAUUAUUGAUACGAGGUGGGGAUGGCAAAUCCAUCAACCGUUGCAUGCAGCUGCACACUACUUGAAUCCAACUCCAUCAACCGUUGCAUGCAGGUGCACACUACUUGAAUCCGGAAUUUUUCUAUUCAAACCCCAACAUUUUGCAAGAUGAAGAAAUUAUGACGGGUUUGUACAAAUGUAUUGCAAGGUUACUGCCAACUAUUGAAAUGCAAGAUAAAGUUUCAAAUGAGUUGGAAAAAUACAAUGCCGCUAGUGGCGUCUUUGGAAUUAGUUUGGCAGUGAGACAAAGGAAGACAAAAGCACCAGCGCAAUGGUGGAUGGCAUAUGGAUCAACAACUCCAAACUUGCAAAAGUUUUCUGUGAAAAUUCUUAGCCUCACGUGUAGUGCUACUGGCUGCGAAAGAAAUUGGAGCAUAUUCCAACAUCUUCAUAGCAAAAGGAGAAAUAGGCUAUCCCAGCAACACUUGAAUGAUUUGGUAUUUGUGAAAUAUAAUCGAACUCUGAGGCGUCGAUACGACAAACGUGACAUCAUUGAUCCCAUCCUCUUAAAGGACAUUGAUGAUAGUAAUGAGUGGUUGAUUGGUAGGAUGGAUGGCGAUUCUGAUGAGGAUGAUGAACUUGUGUUUGAAGAUGAUAAUUUGAAUUGGGAUUCUGUUGCUAGAGCUGCUAGACUAAAUAACCCCCCGCAUCACACUAGAUCAAGAAUAAGUACAAAUAUGCCAUCAUCGUCUAGAGGAAGAGGAAAAGCUUCAUCUAGUAGUGCAACCAGUGCUAGGGGUCGGACCACAAUGUUGGAACUUGUAGAUGAGGAUGGAAUCCAAGUGGAUAGUGCAGAGGAGACGGAAGAGGAAAAAGAUGUUGGAGAAAACAAUUCUGAUGAUGAAAAGGAAGAUGAUGAUAUCUUUGCCGACUUAGUUGAUGAUGAGUGAUGAGUGAUGAUUGAGGAGGAUUUUUAGAUUUUAUACUUUGAAAUCUUUUAUUGUACUCUUUUCUUUUGAUGUUGAACUAUGUUGAGUUGUUGAUGCUUUUGGGCUUCGUCUUGGCAAUUUUAUUAAAUUUCCAAUUUUGUUAUUGAA
Malania oleifera is the source of this 2626-nucleotide messenger RNA. RefSeq lists its product as uncharacterized. NCBI's taxonomy places the organism in Eukaryota, Viridiplantae, Streptophyta, Magnoliopsida, Santalales, Ximeniaceae. Bases 259 to 1701 code for a protein of 480 amino acids. The transcript is spliced from 4 exons. The record is from RefSeq and is a predicted model, not a curated record.